AAUAAAAUAUUAAUAUAUGUGAUCAGGUAAAUCACGGCGGUCUGUAAUAACGGCAACAACUCAGCCAGUCAGCCGGGCCUGGUGACUCGCAGAAGGCAAAUUCAGUAGUAUUUUAUAAGGCCAAGAUGCUUGUUCAGAUGGAUCAGGUAGCCGCCGGCCGCCACCGAUGGAACGUCGGAGUGUGAACAAGCAGCAGGCUGCUUCUCGUCUGGUACUCUGGUGUAUAUAAAAUAGAACCAUAACGAGCACCGUGUUAUGGGCAUCUGAUCGUUGACUCCAUUUUUCUUUGGGUGGCCACGGCUGUCAAUGGACGACCACCAAGAGGCGCCUCCUCCUCCUUCUACUUCUACGGUUCUACCCCCAUUGCUUGCUCCUCCCUGAUCAGACACAGACCAUUGGCACAUACUUCGUCUAGACGGGAGUAGUGCAGUGCAGGACACACAGCUUCAGCGCGGCAUCUGGUUCGUUCCCAUGCUAGUUCCAAUUCCAACACGAAGCCAUGCAGCCACUCCACGUUUCAUGCAAGAGAAGCCGGAGCCGGAGCCGGAACCGGAACACACUGCACGUACCUCCUUCCACCGGCCUCGCGCCCUCGCCCUUGCGCUGCUGCUCAUCUCCAUCUCCUGGGAGUCCUGCGCCAGCGCCUGCGGGGAGCCGGAGAGGGCGUCCCUGCUCCAGUUCCUCGCGGAGCUCUCUUACGACGCCGGCCUCACCGGGCUCUGGCGAGGCACCGACUGCUGCAAGUGGGAAGGGAUCACCUGCGACGACCAAUACGGGACAGCCGUCACCGUCAGCGCCAUCUCGCUGCCUGGCAGGGGCCUCGAGGGGCGCAUCUCGCAGUCCCUCGCUAGCCUCGCCGGCCUGCGGCGCCUCAACCUGUCCUACAACUCGCUGUCCGGUGACCUGCCGCUCGGACUGGUGUCGGCGUCCGGCAGCGUCGCCGUCCUCGACGUCAGCUUCAACCAGCUCAGCGGAGACCUGCCGUCUCCAGCGCCGGGCCAGCGGCCUCUCCAGCUACAGGUACUCAACAUCUCGAGCAACUCGUUCACGGGGCAGCUCACGUCCACGGCGUGGGAGAGGAUGCGGAGUCUGGUCGCGCUGAACGCCAGCAACAACAGCUUGACCGGGCAGAUCCCGGACCAGUUCUGUGCCACAGCGCCGUCCUUCGCCGUGCUCGAACUCAGCUACAACAAGUUCAGUGGCGGCGUGCCCCCAGGGCUUGGGAACUGCUCCAUGCUCAGAGUACUCAGGGCUGGCCACAACAACCUCAGCGGGACUCUCCCCCGUGAGCUUUUCAACGCUACAUCGCUGGAACGCCUCUCCUUCUCCAGCAACUUUUUGCAUGGAACAGUCGAUGGCGCACAUGUAGCCAAGCUCUCCAAUCUGGUCGUCCUUGACCUAGGAGACAACAGUUUCGGCGGCAAGAUACCUGAUACCAUAGGUCAGCUCAAGAGAUUGCAAGAACUUCAUCUGGACUAUAACAGCAUGUAUGGGGAGCUGCCACCAGCCCUGAGCAACUGCACGGAUCUCAUAACUCUAGACCUUAGGAGCAACGGUUUCAGUGGCGAACUCUCCCGGGUUGAUUUCAGCAACAUGCCCAGUCUAAGAACCAUAGAUCUCAUGCUGAAUAACUUCAGUGGCACGAUUCCGGAGAGCAUAUACUCCUGUAGAAACCUGACUGCGCUGCGGCUAGCUUCGAAUAAGUUCCAUGGACAGUUAUCAGAAGGGCUAGGCAACCUGAAGUCCCUCUCGUUCCUGUCGCUUACAAACAACAGCCUUUCAAAUAUAACAAACGCGCUUCAGAUACUGAGGAGCUCCAAGAACCUGACCACGCUUCUUCUUGGAAUCAAUUUCUUUGAAGAAACCAUACCGGAUGAUGCCGUGAUCUACGGUUUUGAGAAUCUUCAGGUUCUGGACAUCGGAAACUGCCUCCUGUCAGGAGAAAUACCUCUCUGGAUAUCGAAGUUAGUAAAUCUGGAGAUGUUGUUCUUAGAUGGCAAUCGACUCAGUGGACCCAUACCAACCUGGAUCCACACACUGGAGUACCUUUUCUACUUAGACAUAUCAAACAACAGCCUUACAGGGGAAAUUCCGAAAGAAGUAGUGAGUAUACCAAUGCUAACUUCAGAGAGGACUGCAGCUCAUUUGGACGCAAGCGUUUUCGAUCUGCCAGUCUAUGAUGGUCCAUCACGUCAGUACCGCAUACCGAUUGCUUUUCCUAAAGUUCUAAAUCUAAGCAGCAACAGAUUCACAGGUCAGAUUCCCCCAGAGAUUGGUCAGUUGAAAGGCCUCCUUUCACUUGAUAUCAGCUCCAACAGCUUAACCGGACCGAUCCCCACAUCUAUCUGCAAUCUCACAAACCUGCUGGUGCUUGAUUUAUCCAGCAAUGAUCUCACGGGUAAAAUCCCAGUUGCAUUGGAGAAUCUGCACUUCCUUUCCACAUUCAACGUUUCUAACAAUGACCUGGAAGGGCCUAUUCCAACCGGUGGCCAAUUUGGUACAUUUCAGAACUCCAGCUUUCUAGGGAAUCCGAAGCUGUGCGGCUUUAUGAUCGGUCGUCGAUGCGAUUCAGCCGAUGUGCCUCUGGUAUCCACAGGAGGAAGAAAUAAGAAGGCCAUUCUCGCAAUUGCAUUUGGUGUGUUCUUUGCAAUGAUUGCCAUUCUUUUGUUGCUGUGGCGUCUCCUUGUCUCCAUCAGGAUAAACCGUUUAACGGCCCAAGGUAGAAGGGAGGACAACGGAUAUCUUGAAACAAGCACAUUCAACUCCAGCUUGGAGCAUGGAGUGAUCAUGGUGCCACAAGGAAAGGGAAAUGAAAACAAGCUCACGUUCUCUGACAUUGUAAAAGCCACAAAUAACUUCAACAAGGAAAACAUCAUUGGGUGUGGUGGUUAUGGUCUAGUCUAUAAGGCUGAACUACCUGAUGGCUGCAAGCUUGCUAUCAAGAAGCUCAAUGAUGAAAUGUGCUUGAUGGAAAGGGAGUUCACUGCAGAGGUUGAAGCACUGUCCAUGGCACAGCACGACCAUCUUGUGCCACUGUGGGGGUACUGCAUCCAGGGGAACUCGAGAUUCCUCAUAUACUCCUACAUGGAGAAUGGCAGCCUAGAUGAUUGGCUUCACAACAGGGAUGAUGAUGCCAGCACAUUUCUUGACUGGCCGACGAGGCUAAGGAUUGCGCAAGGAGCAAGCCGUGGCCUUUCUUACAUCCAUAAUGACUGCAAACCUCAGAUUGUGCACCGUGACAUCAAAUGCAGCAACAUCCUGCUAGACAAAGAAUUAAAAGCUUACGUUGCAGACUUUGGACUGUCAAGGUUGAUCCUUCCCAACAAAACCCAUGUUACAACAGAGUUGGUUGGCACUCUAGGUUACAUCCCCCCUGAGUAUGCGCACGGAUGGGUGGCCACUCUGAGAGGUGAUAUAUACAGCUUCGGAGUUGUCCUUCUUGAGCUGCUCACAGGCUUGCGACCUGUUCCGGUCCUGACAACAUCAAAAGAACUUGUCCCAUGGGUGCUGGAGAUGAGCUCUCAGGGAAAGCUGGUUGAUGUCCUAGAUCCAACACUCUGCGGCACAGGGCAUGAAGAGCAAAUGCUUAAGGUGCUUGGGCUUGCUUGCAAAUGUGUGAACAAUAACCCUGCCAUGAGACCACAUAUCAUGGAAGUGGUUACAUGCCUGGAAAGCAUCAACGUUGGCCUGCAGGCACAAAAGUCAGUCAAGACAAUACAGUUAGCGAGUUAUACAUGAGAAUAUUGUAAUUAAAUGCAUAGAGCACACGUAUCUUUAACAAGAGGUACUGAUUUUGCGUCCAACUAGUGUUUGAUUUUUGUACAGUUUUUUUGUGCAUAUUGAGACUCUCUAGUUUUUUCCAUACCCCAUCCCCUUCUUUUUCUUGAGGUGAUAGUGAUAUGUAACGUGUAUGCUGUUUAGUUUCUGAAGCAUUGUACUGACAGUGAUGCUCUUGCCUCUUA
Zea mays is the source of this 3962-nucleotide messenger RNA. Its product is annotated as tyrosine-sulfated glycopeptide receptor 1. Gene Ontology annotation, biological process: protein phosphorylation. NCBI's taxonomy places the organism in Eukaryota, Viridiplantae, Streptophyta, Magnoliopsida, Poales, Poaceae. The record is from RefSeq and is a predicted model, not a curated record. The transcript has a single exon. Gene Ontology annotation, molecular function: protein kinase activity; protein binding; ATP binding. The coding region runs from base 472 to 3738 and encodes 1088 amino acids.